Molecule: messenger RNA, 2037 nt
Organism: Hypomesus transpacificus
Lineage: Eukaryota; Metazoa; Chordata; Actinopteri; Osmeriformes; Osmeridae
Gene: ldah
Product: lipid droplet associated hydrolase
Exons: 8
Coding region: 394-1368 (324 amino acids)
Biological process (GO): lipid storage
Cellular component (GO): lipid droplet
Molecular function (GO): lipase activity
Source: RefSeq, a predicted model, not a curated record
AGUUGCUCUAAGUAUGUGUACGAUACAUUGUCCGUUUUUAGACGAUAAUUCGUAUCUACAAUUUUAAUCUGGUUUAUGUUAUUGUAUCUGUAUUCUGACCUUUUUGGAAAGAACUUUUUUUCUUUUCUUCACAUUCUACUUUUAUUUUGAAACGUUUAUGAGCAAUAACCGGAAACGAGAUUCCUCUGAGAAGCGGUUUACGUUUUGCUCAGAAAGACAGGUUUUUCCAAUUGCACUGCCCAAUACACUUCAAAACCCUUAGUUGGUUGAACGGCCCUUUGAAGGAAUCUUACUGGCAGACCGGCAGGGCCUGAAAAGCCACACCCACACCUUGUGCUCAUCUAUCACUGAGCACGCAGGUCCAAAAGUGUUGCAUUAAGGAAUUAUUUUAAGAUGGAAUGCUCUGUGUUGGGGGCUAGGGAUGAAACCACAGAGCAUUUAUACUUCUGUGGCGCUGUCACAGAAGUCCUCAAAAUUGGCACUUCCUUCAAACAACACUCUGGCUCCUCCCUGAAAACUCCCCCUAAACUUCUUUUUCUCAUCAUUCCAGGCAACCCAGGAGUUGUUGACUUCUACAAGACCUUUAUGCAAACACUUCAUCAAAAGUUUGGCAGUCGCUAUCCUGUGUGGGCAGUGAGCCAUGCUGGCCACUGUGUGCCCCCUGACACUAUGGACAUGAUUGAAGAUCCACCUGGGAUGUCAGUGAAUGACGUGUUUGGUCUUAAUGGUCAGAUAGAGCACAAGCUAGCCUUCCUUAGGGAACAUGUUCCAAGAGCUACCCAGCUAGUACUCAUAGGCCAUUCCAUUGGUUGCUACAUCAUACUGGAGAUGAUAAAAAGGGAUCCUGAACUUCAGGUGGUGAAGUCUGUCCUUCUCUUCCCCACGAUUGAACGCAUGGCCCAAACUCCUCAGGGGAAGGUCAUGACUCCAGUGCUAUGCCACCUACGAUACAUUACUUACUUGCCCAUCUUCCUGCUCUCCUUGCUGCCAGAGACACUUAAGGCUGCCAUAGUGAAGCUGAUCUUUGGUGGGCUGCGCUCAUUGGACCACACUGUUAUACCAGCUACUGUUAGUCUCUUUAGUGUGGACUGUGCAGCCAAUGCAAUGUACAUGGGUGGUCAAGAGAUGAGGAAGGUUCUGGCAAGAGACAACUUUACCAUCAAUCAAAAUCUCAACAAGCUGUUGUUUUAUUAUGGAGCCAGUGACCACUGGUGCCCCAUGCAGUACUACCAUGACAUGAAGAGAGAUUUCCCAGAUGGAGAUAUAAAACUCUGUGAAAAUGGAAUUCGCCAUGCCUUUGUCUUGGAUGCCGGGAAGGAAGUUGCCAGUCUGAUUUUUGAAUGGAUCCAAAGUGAUGUGCAAACUUAAAGUUGUUUUCGACAGAAUAUGCAAGAUCAUAUUGAAACUACAAACAGUAUGGGUACCAGAUGGUCAAUGGGUAUUUUAUGUACCGAUAUAUAACUAUUGAUUCUUGAAGACUUUCAUUCAUAAAUGAUUAAUUUACAAUCACUUUUGACAGUCUAUCAGUUGGACCCCAUUAGUUAGUAAUUUUUUUGGCUAAUGGUUAAACAGAACAAUCAGCCUGAAGGUUUGAAAACCACACUUUGAAGUAACACUUACAAAACUGCUUACAGCCUACCUCAUGAUGUCCACUUGGGACCAAACAAGCUUUGCCAUGAUGUAUUUUCCUCUUCCUUUGUUGUUGAGAAUUUCACUUCAAACUAGCACUUGACCAAUCUGCAUCAAGAAAUAUUGAGAGGGAGGCAUUUAUUGGACCAAUAUAUUUAGUUUGUGUGUCUUAAUAUAUACAUGGAAAUGAACUAUGAUGAUGUUUUGUUAUGUGUUUUUCAAGCAUUGAAAUAAGAAUCCUUGCUAAUAAAACAUUUGGAACCCAUUAAAGGACAAGUACAUUUUAAAGUAUUGUUUUAAUUUGCAUCCUUAAUAGAAAUUAACUACCUUUCAAAUAAAGAAUUGAGCAUCAUGGUCAAUGGUGAAUAAAUGCCAACAUAUGUAUAGUAUAAAAAAAAUAAAAACUUG